Messenger RNA from Aphanomyces astaci, 771 nucleotides. RefSeq lists its product as hypothetical. Bases 38 to 679 code for a protein of 213 amino acids. Lineage: Eukaryota; Oomycota; Saprolegniomycetes; Saprolegniales; Verrucalvaceae. Gene Ontology annotation, molecular function: metal ion binding. The transcript has a single exon. Gene Ontology annotation, biological process: superoxide metabolic process. The record is from RefSeq and is a predicted model, not a curated record.
AAACACCAAGAUCGCAUUGUUCAACUUGCUCGCCCUCAUGAACACACUCACCCUGCUCGUGCUCCUCUUCGCCACGAUGGCGAUGUGUGUGGGCCACCAGAAAAACACGAUGACUUUCGUGUAUCACCCGAAGACUGCCGGUGGAGUCAAGGGCUUCAUCCGAGUCCGCUACUUGUACCGGCAUUCCAAGUACGUCGGCGCGGUCAUCGUGGCCAACCUGGACGUCAAGCACGCUCAGGGAGAUGCCUUGCAUAAAUCAGAUGCCAAAUGCGUUGGUCCGAUCAAGCAGUUCAAGUGGCACAUUCACACCAAAUGGGAAAACCCAACGUCGUCGGGCUCCCUGUCUGCUUGUUCGCUGGCCAAGACAUCCAACCAUUAUGACCCCGAUUAUGCGUGCGGACCUGCGUCGGAACACGUGACGGAAGCCAAGUGCAAGGCUUUGACGCCUCACUACAAGUGCACGCCGCACACGUACAAAGCCAACCCGAAAGCGUGUGAGAAGGGCGACUUGUCAGGCAAGUUGGGCGAUUUCCACGUCAAGAAGGGGAAAAUUCGAGGCAAGUGGUACGACCCACACUUUCCGAAGCCGUCAGAGGUCACGCCGAGCUGGAACAUCAUUCUGCAUGCGGUCUGUGGGGCUGACACCCCUCGUUUUGUGUGCGCCAAGGCAGUCAAGUAGGCGGUCGAUGCCAGACUCCAACAGCACUUGAUGCGUUAACAUGAACGGACAAUUUCAUAUUGUGUGUCCAGAAUACAGUGUUGUUCGUCCGA